Molecule: messenger RNA, 3432 nt
Organism: Colletotrichum lupini
Lineage: Eukaryota; Fungi; Ascomycota; Sordariomycetes; Glomerellales; Glomerellaceae
Product: transporter Avl9
Exons: 9
Coding region: 1-3432 (1143 amino acids)
Cellular component (GO): cytoplasm
Source: RefSeq, a predicted model, not a curated record
AUGAGAAUCGAGGGCCAGGACGGCAAGGAAAUUACAAUGAGAGUGGAAAGACUGGACUGGAAUCUCAUUUUGAACCGUUGCCCGCCUCCGGUCCAAUACAAAGCCUACCGCGAACCCACACCGCGAACAACCGUGCUGUGUGUGGUGGGCGAGCCAUUCGAGUCUCUCUAUUCCCUCAGCUCUCGGGUUUCCAUCUUCCUUAACUUUUACCCUCCUCCGCUCGUCGGUCUGCCACUCACGUCUUCCUUUGCCUUCAGCUUUCCUCACCCCAAGCAAGGAGGCGGCGGAUUCAAGGCCUUCUCCACCGACCGCUACGUUCUUACGGCUGCUACCAAACGUCGCCUUCCCAGGACCCUAAUUCGCCAGUGCAAGUACGAGGCGGCGGUCGAAUCACCGAGGCAAACUGCACAGCGGAGCAACUCGAUUUCCCCAGCUCAUAGUCUCACGUACGCCCCCAUUCGCGCACCCACGACCGCGCUUCUUUCGAGAGGGACGAACCUGUCACCGCUUUCUGCGAGUUCUGCUUGGCGACGCCGGCAGGUAGCUUGCCGGUCGAUUUUCGAGGAGGGACGAAGACCAGGCGGUAUACAAAGCGGACGCCCUGUCUUUCCCUACAUAAUUCUACGGCCCAGAGAGAGAAUCAACUCUCCCGGCAGCUUGUCUCACACUAGCUCCCCUUUGAGUGGACGGGGAAAUCUCGAUACUACGUCAGAACAGAACCCGCAACCCCUCCUCGACUUUUCUGGGGACCUCCUCCCAUCGCGAGGCUUUGCCAGCGAAGCGGCAAUCGGUACCCUGAAAAGGAUUGACUCACGCAAGCAAACGUCGGACGAAACGUGCGACGAACGCGAGGAGGACAAGCGAAGGAGAAGAAAGAAUCAAGAUCAGGAACUGAGGAAAUACAUGGCAAUGUCAAAGAGAGGCAGACCUGAUAAAAAGGAGGGAAACAUGGAUACUCCCGAGGUUGCGACGCCGACGUCUGGCGCCGCUACGCCCUUGACGGUGCCGUCAACGCCGGCUAAGCCAGAUUUCAUUCCGCUGGUCACGGUUGUCGACUUCCACCAUGCCCGCGGACCCGAAGUUGAGAUGUGGUUUGGCGCGGCGGAGGGUACAGAUCCAGCAGUCGAGUAUGACUGGGGCUUGCUGCCCUUCAUGGCGUUGAGCGACGGUGCGCACUUCCCGGCUGCUAUCUUCGUCUCAAAGCUGGAACAGAAGCUGACGACUCGGACCAGAUCAAGCGAGGAUUUCUCCUACUUUACGCUCCUCCGUCCGGCCACCGCCACGGGGCCUGCGACGUCCCUGUUCGGCAUAUCAUGUACACGGCAGCUCGAUGCCUCGCAGCUCCUUAACCGGCCCGCCGACGUCACGCGCUCGACGGUCCAGAAAGCCGUCGUCGUCAUCGCCGACACGCCGCAGCACUUUGGCAUGAUGCGCGAGCGUCUCAGCGUCGUCACGCAGGCCUGGUUCGCGCAGCGCGAGUUCACCGACACGGAGAUUCUCCGCCGCUUCCAGGAAAGUCUGGCCGAGGAGAAGGAGCGCGGGUUCUUGACGGAGGAGGAGAGCCGCGACCAGUACCUCGGCAUGAGCUUGCGUGAGCUGGUGCAUGAGUUCAAGUCACAGACGCUGAUGCUGUUCAAAUGCUGUUUGCUGCAGCCGAAGAUGCUUUUUUUCGGGUCACGAUGUGAAAGGUUAUGCAUGAUGCAGUUUUCUCUUAUUUCUCUGAUACCCGGACUUAUCCGUAAUCUCGUUGACUGCGCCGACCCGGAGCUGAACAACUACGAGAAGAGGUUGGCGCGGCCCACGAGCUUGCGAACCAGCGAUCGCAACUCUUUACUCACUUACAUGGGCUUGCCCCUGCAGAUUUUCGGCAAGGGUAGUCUGUUUGGCCCAUACACCCCUCUACAGCAACUUGAUAUACUCGCCGACUUUGGCACCAAGUCAUACAUUGUGGGCAGCACGAAUUCACUCCUCUUACAGCAGAGGGACCGUUAUAGCGAUAUUUUAAUCAAUCUCGACGAGCACACCGUCAAUGUCACAUCCUCCUCGCUCAAGAACGCCCUGGCUCUGUCAGCCGCAGACCGCCGUUGGAUAGACUACAUUACCCAAGUAGUUAAUGACACCUGGGACGAAGCCAACCCCCAGCGUCCAAACACCAUGGGCUACGUGGGCAGCGAGGAGUUCAUCCGCCUCCAGUUUGAAGAGUACAUAUUAUCUCUCGUCUCUUCGGUGAAAUACCGCAACCACCUCCAUGCGCACCCGAAUAACCCGAGGGCGCUCCUCCCGCAUAUUGAAGGCGACCCUUCCCUCGACUACGGAAACGAAUUCAUCGAAUAUUGGUCCCGCACCGAAAACCAUCGCAUCUGGAACGGCAACACGGAUUCCCACCUCUUUGACGUCGUCGAGCCGCGGCACCCUUGCGCCGGCGGUCUUACGAUUGAUGACGUGCAGCGCCGCAUCGCGCAGCAGGUCCAGGACAUGCAUCUGGACGAGCGUCUCGCCGUCGGUAAGGAGGUUCUCGGACGCAACUUUGCCGUGGGCAAGGAGAAGGCGUCCAACAUGUUCAACAAAUUCUACUCCGACCUGGAAGCGCUCCGCGAGGCGCAGAGGAAACGGGCCGAGGAGCAGCGCCUGGCUCAGGAGGCUGCUGCCGCGGAGGCGGAAAAGGCUGGCGCUCCCGCCGCCUCUGCUGCAUCGACGGAGAGCUCAGCAGCCGCCAAGGCAGCGGGCAAUUCUGGCAACAAGGCUAGCUCGUACGUGAGUUCGUGGGUCACAUGGGCGGGUGAGAAGCGCAAGGCCGGGUGGGGUGGAGGCAGCGGCAGCGGCAGCGGGAACAGCACCGUGACGUCGCCGACUACGAGUACCAGCGGAGGGUACGGUUGGGGCCGCGGAUGGGGCAAGUCCAAGACGGACGCCAGUAAGGCUGGGAACGGCGGUGACAGGGACUCUGCUUCGAUUUCGGGGUCGCGGGUGUCGACUUCGUCGGCGGGCACGGAGAUCAAUGAUAAGAGGCCGCAUGGCGAAAAGCACGAUUUCCAGCCGCUGACGCAGGGGUCGUAUACGGAGUCGAUUCUCUCAACGGGGUCGAUUGAAUCGGAGACGCCGGCGGGUCACGUGAGGCCAGAGUCGAAGGAUGGAGUUGCGCCGCCCACGACGGUAGGAGCUUCCAAGACGACUGGUGAGGCUGAUAGCAAAUUGAACGGCGGGGAUAGCAGUACUAUUCGGACAGUGGUUUCCGAGGCCGACGUGGAGGGAAGAAAGGGAGGUUCUACGCCGGCCGCGGCCGCGAGUACUCUGCCGACUAAGGCGCAACAGCCACGGCAACAGGAGAGCGACGAGGAGGAGGAGGACGAAGUGGAGGAAUCCAGGGCAACGGCAGCUGCCGCGGAGGCUGCAGCUGAAGCGGCCAAGGCUUGGGGCGAUGAUCGUCCAUGA